AGGAUCUCCGACUCUUUGAUGUCCAGGGAUAUAUCGUCGUCGGUCAACGAACUCAAGAGGCAAUCAUGUUUGCCCGGUCAUUUGCUUUCCGAGCGUUCGCGCAACCGUGCCCACGAGGGUUACUAUUCCCCGGCCUCCAGCCAUCCCCCACGCUAUGGCGAACCUUCACAGCCAACGCCCCGCGGGCAAAAGCCGCGAUCAAACCCAAGCAACAACCAAUCGCCUAUAAGCCUCAACCCAAAGUGCAGACCCAGUCGGCGGAAGAGACGCUCAAAUUCGCCGGACGACGACCAGAGGGAUUCGGAAAGCUGGAGCGCAAGGUUGCCAAGGAAGGGACACUUCUACUUUUCAGCGCGCCGUCGCUGCGCAGCUACGUGCUCGGAGCCUACGGUAUCGCCUCCUUCUGCUUCGCCUACGCCGUCUACAACUCCAACGCCGUGUUCCGCGAUCCGCUCGUGCCUCUCCCCAUGUGGCAGCAGGGCUUGUUUGGCGGUAUCUGCGUGAUGAUGAGCGUCAUGGGCACGGUCUUCCUCGUCAAGACGAGUCGGCUGAUCCGGUCGGUCCACGCCGUUGCUGUCAACGGGCAGACCUACCUUCGCUUCAACGUCCGCAGCGCGGUGCCCUUUAAGAAGUCGUAUUCGUUUGAUGUCCUUCCGCGCCAGAUCGCCUUCUCGCGCCGUCUGAUCGUCUCCCCCUCUGCGCAGACCGCGCGCCAUGCUGAGCUGGCGGCUGGUGCGCAGAAGUCGCAAGUGAGCUUCUUCAAGGCUCCGCUGCAGAAGUCUAGCAUGCUUCUUUGGAGGCUGUUUCGCGCGGUGCGGCAGAUUUUCACGCAGGAGGACUUUAUCCUGCUGGAGGUGGAGGGCCAGAAGGGCGUGUUCCGGAUGGACUCUGCGGGGUACGUCGCAGAGGACUUUUUGAUCAUUGGGAAUCCGGUGAGCAUUCGGAGGUAGGGGUCGUAUGAGCGCGGUGUACGAUAUCUAUCUUUGAGUGUCUAGUUUCUUUCUGCUCUUCGUGCCUUGUGUCUGAUGGAGCCGGGGUUUGAUCUAUCUUUUUGCCAGUGACCAGGAGUGAGGGAAAGAAUCAUCAUGUACAUAUAGAGUCAAUUUAGA
Molecule: messenger RNA, 1109 nt
Organism: Aspergillus campestris IBT 28561
Lineage: Eukaryota; Fungi; Ascomycota; Eurotiomycetes; Eurotiales; Aspergillaceae
Exons: 2
Coding region: 66-950 (294 amino acids)
Source: RefSeq, a predicted model, not a curated record